GAUAAGUACAUGAAACUUCGGAAUGUAAAUAUCGCAAUUUCUGCAAUCCGAUACGAGAAUGUAGACGCCUGCGUGAUGGACGUCUGGCACAAGCCCAGUUUAUUAGUCGAUUCACCCUACAUCCAACAGUCUAACAAGUAACGUAAGUAAUAAGAAAACCCUUAAAAUGUAGCUUAGAACACCAAAUAAUUUUAAUAAGUGCCUUUCACGAGUAUAUUUACACAAUCCGACACAAUGGGUAGAAGAAACAAAUGUAAGCCUCGUAUGAUACCUCAGCAAGACAAGAGAAUAUGUGGCUGUAUCUGCUUUUGCCAACUUGUUGUUGUAUUUAGUUGCGUAUCGCUUAUUUAUUUAACAGUGGCCAUAUACAUUCCAUCGUAUAGAGCAUUUCGUAGUGGAUAUGAAACUCGUCCAGUAAUGUGCCAAACCAUCAACAUCAGUACAGAAAACAACUGUAGCUGGGCAUCGUGCGGUGAGUGGUGUUUAACCAAAACAUCUGGAUUUUGCCCACAGAUACAUUCCACAACCAGACAGAAUGGUACGACAGUCCAAUUCCUGAAUUGUACCAACUUCCACGCUUCCAUUUGUCCACCAGUCAGUCCAGACCAAUUAAAAAAGCACAACUGCAACAACGGCACUGAAUGUGCUUCUCUCCGAGGGGUUUUUAACUGCUCAUUAGGCCAUUGCGCUAACAUGUCACAGCUCUACGACUGUCAUUACAAAGCUGAUGGAUUUACAGUAGAUAGUGAUAGAGAUAAUGCUAAAUUGAACGGGUUUUUCGAAUGCAAGGGGGCCAAAUGUACGAAAAUCAAGAGAGCAUUUUCUUGCGACCGCAUCUGCAAAGAGAAUAUCACUUCUGUGUCAACCAAUGUGUUUAUUUCUAAAGGAGACAGUGUUAAUUUUGCCCAUUGCGAAUCUGCAAUAGCUACCACCAAAGCUAAUGGUCAAGAGGAAGGUGUUCAAAUACCGCAUACACAAUUUUGGUCGAAAAUGCCCAAUGAAGCAUUCAUGGUUUCGUGCCACAUGAUAAAAUUUGAUGAAAGCAUUCAAACGAUACACGCAACAGACUGCAUCAAUGGAACAAUAUACGAAUUAGGGACUUUGCCUAAACCUUUCAUAACAUUUAAAGAAUUUUGGAACUUAACUGGUAAACACAGGAAUGUAGUAGAUCCAAAGAACGAAUUUGUACCACUCCAAUCAUCUUUAACAAUUUACAAUGCUUCACGGUUAUUUAUCAACUUAGACGGAUGUGUUAACACUCUUAGAGGCGAAUGUUCAGAUUUUCUUAAUACUCAUGGAAGAGAUGGAAGGAAUCAAACUGCGCCAUCUAGGUAUCCUUGUUUUUAUAACAAAAACAAUUCUUUCAUGGUGGUGGCCCGUUACGAUUUGAAUAAAACGUGGAGAGAUUUACUAAUAGCAAUUAGUAUACCAUCCGUCUUAUUUGUAAUAUCCUUCAUUACGCUGUGCGCUAUAAUGCAGUCAGUAAGGGUAGACGAUGACGCAAAAAUGCGUUGCAAAUACUGUUUUGGUACAUACACAUCGGAUAUGACCGAGAUGAUAAACAGCAAAUACGAGGUUUCUUCGCCAGAAUCGGAUGGACCUUACAAUAGAAGAAAUAACAAUCAAGAGGAACUAAGUUAACAAACUUCGUUCAUACAAUAAUACUAUUUUUGUAAUGUUGAUAACAAGCAACUACGCUUAUCCGGAGUGUAAACAAAAAAUUUGAUUAAGGUGUGGAGUACGAGUUUAUUCAGAAUUAAAAAAAUUAUAUGCCCAACAGUGCCUACUUUUAAAUAUCUGAAAACGUUUAAAAUAUUUGGAAUUCUCUUUUAUACAAACAGGUCAAAUUUUAUCAGUAUUUUGUACCUAUAUCAGUAUAGUAAAAUGUUUCAUACUGAUUCAAUACAAUUCAAAGAAUUCAGUAACCACUUUAAUACACAUAAUCAAGUUUUGAAUUGUUUACAUGCUGUGACUUCUAGAUAUUUAAAAAACUGAUCAACCAAUACACUUAUACUCUAUACCAAUUAAGGUAUAGAUAACACGAUAGCAUUUACAUACUGAGUGAUAACUCCUUUUUUUCACCUAUUCAAAAGUUAAGAAAAGAAACAGGUGUUCUAAAAGUGACAUAAUAUACAUUGAUUGAAGUAAAUUAAAAAAGUAUAUAUAUAUAAUAAAUAUGUUUUGUAGGAAACAAUAGACUUUAUGAAAUGUUUUAACACCAUGUAGAGUAUCAACCUCUGUCGAGACAAUUUUAGUUAACGAUUUAUGUUCCGGCAGGUUGUUCCAAGCAAGUUCUAAAGAUUUAUGUUAUGUUCUGUAUAAUAUUUUAUGUUUGCGGUGAUUUUGUGAAUUAUUGUGACCCUAAAAUAUUUCUAAUGAAGCCAUAAUCUAGCAAUAACUUCAAUCAUUCUUUCCGGUGGAAAUAUUUUUAGAUUUUGCGCCUUUUUAAACACGCAUGCUUUUAUAGGGUGAUCCAAAUUCAACACUUUUAUAGCAUAUUAAUCAAACAGUGUUAUAACGAAUUACAAUAAGACUUGGACCACGUUCAUUAUUUUUAAAGUGAAUUGGAUCAAAUUUGGAACUCAAGAAAAAAGUCUUUUAUCUUCAAAAUAACGAAUAUCAAGUUUGUAGGAUAUUUAAGUUCAGUUAUUGAUAAGUUUGACGUUUAUCAAUAACAACAAACAUGAUUUGUUUACCAGUUUCAUAGCAACUUAAUCAGAGAUCAAAUUUUAAGGCAAAAUUUGUUUCAAAACGUAUGUCGCACACGUUAGUUAAAUAUCAAUUUAUUUGUUUAUUAAUAGAUACAACUUUUUUUAUUUUUGUAAGUGAUCAAAGGAUAUCAAAAAAGGAAUAAUAAAAUACAUUUUAAAAAAUGCAUUAUAUCGUUUUUUGAUAAUAGAUAAUGGAUCAUGAGUACCUAAUUUGUUUUAUGUCUGGCCCAUUGAGUGAUAGAUAUCUUAUAAAGAGUCAAAUUUUGGAGCACCAAGUGUAAUGUAGAACUGCCUGCUGGAAUAUAUCUAAAAUGUUAAGAAAGCC
Molecule: messenger RNA, 3036 nt
Organism: Psylliodes chrysocephalus
Lineage: Eukaryota; Metazoa; Arthropoda; Insecta; Coleoptera; Chrysomelidae
Source: the annotation of a GenBank genome assembly